Messenger RNA from Sciurus carolinensis (gray squirrel), 4105 nucleotides. It is a transcript of the gene Septin9, whose product is annotated as septin 9. Gene Ontology annotation, molecular function: GTP binding; molecular adaptor activity; GTPase activity. Gene Ontology annotation, cellular component: cell division site; microtubule cytoskeleton; septin ring. Bases 740 to 2425 code for a protein of 561 amino acids. The record is from RefSeq and is a predicted model, not a curated record. The transcript is spliced from 11 exons. Lineage: Eukaryota; Metazoa; Chordata; Mammalia; Rodentia; Sciuridae. Gene Ontology annotation, biological process: cytoskeleton-dependent cytokinesis.
GCUCUGGAACCUUCUCCCAGCCCGCGUGCCUGGGGAGGUGGCCAUCUCCCAGCCAACCCAGUGGGGGUGCCAAGGAAGGGCCUGGCCAGCGCCGGCAGAGGCAGGCAAGGCAGGCAGCAGGAACUGGGCUUUUUAAACACUUAAACCCCAGGAAAUCGCGGCAUCGCUGGACGGGGAAAAUGAAAGACUUUGGAAGUCGCCAGGAAUUUGACUCUGCGAGUUGGUUUCCAAGAGCCUAAGUUAAGCAUCUCCAAGUGGAUAUUAAAAAGGAGCAGCGAGGCUCGGCGGCGGGGGCUGGAGGGGGUGGAGAGAAGAGGCUGCCGCCGGAAGCUGCACGCUGGACGGCUGAAGCCACCGCUCUGAAGGCCGGGCGCUGGUCCUUGCGGGAGGACCCUGGGCGCUGCGGGAUCCCUCCGGGCCCACCUCUGGCCCUCUUUCCCCAGCGUUUCCCCCCUCCCCUCUCUCUCCUCUUGCUGCCUUUUCCCUCCCGUUUCGAAGAGACAAUGCUACUUCAGUUUGGAGCACAAACAUAUGAUCAGCACAUGGAAAUGUGGUAAUUUGGAUGCAUUCGUGAUUGCAACAGAUUGAAGAAAUUAGACCAGACAAAGAGUGUUUUUGGAGGAGGAGGAGGAGGAGGCAGAGAGAGGGAGGGCGACGGUCGGGGUGAGAAAGGGGAGGACGCCCGCCUCCGAACCAGGGACGCCCGGACUCCCGCCUGCUGCUAAAUAUACCCGUAGGAAUGGAGAGGGACCGGAUCACAGCCUUGAAGAGAUCCUUCGAGGUCGAGGAGGCCGAGCCAGCCAACUCCACCCCGCCCCGGAGGGUCCAGACGCCCCUGCUCCGCGCCACUGUGGCCAGCUCCACCCAGAAAUUCCAGGACCUGGGUGUGAAGAACUCAGAGCCCACCGCCCGCCAUGGAGACCCCCUGGGCCAGCGCUCCCCCAAGCCUGCCCUGCGGAGGGUGGAGCUGGCGGGACCCAAGGCGCCCGAACCUGUGUCCCGGCGCACCGAGCUCUCCAUUGACAUCUCCUCCAAGCAGGUGGAGAACGCAGGCACCCCUGGGCCCGCCCGGUUUGGGCUCAAGAGGGCUGAGGCACUGGGCCACAAGACCCCAGACCUGGCCCCCCGGAGGACGGAGGUCACCAUCGUCAAGGCCCCGGAGACAGCCCACCGCAGGAUGGAGGCCCCCGCCUCCAAGAUCCCCGAGGUGCCUGCUGGCUCUGCCCUGGACGCAGCCCCCAAGAGGGUUGAGAUCCAGGUGCCCAAGUCAGCCGAGGCGCCUGCCUGUCCCCUCCUGCCCCAGACCUCGGAGAAUUCAGAGCCUGCCCUGAUGUCGCAGCUACAGAGCAGGCUGGAGCCCAAGCCCCUGGUGGUCGAGGCCCUGCCCAGGAGCCAGGAUGCCCCCGAGGCGGCUCCCGGCUGCACUGGCACCAUGGCCGACGCCGCCCUCAAGCAGGCAUCCGCCUCGCGGAACGAGAAGGCCCCGUCGGACUUCGGCUACGUGGGCAUCGACUCGAUCCUGGAGCAGAUGCGGAGGAAGGCCAUGAAGCAGGGCUUUGAGUUCAACAUCAUGGUGGUGGGGCAGAGCGGCUUGGGGAAAUCCACCUUAAUCAACACCCUCUUCAAGUCCAAGAUCAGCCGGAAGUCAGUGCAGCCCACCUCCGAGGAGCGCAUCCCCAAGACCAUUGAGAUCAAGUCCAUCACUCACGAUAUUGAGGAAAAGGGUGUCCGGAUGAAGCUGACAGUGAUUGACACACCAGGGUUUGGGGACCACAUCAACAAUGAGAACUGCUGGCAGCCCAUCAUGAAGUUCAUCAACGAACAGUACGAGAAGUACCUGCAGGAGGAGGUCAACAUCAACCGGAAGAAGCGCAUCCCAGACACCCGCGUCCACUGCUGCCUCUACUUCAUCCCUGCCACAGGCCACUCCCUCAGGCCCCUGGACAUCGAGUUCAUGAAGCGCCUGAGCAAGGUGGUCAACAUCGUCCCGGUCAUUGCCAAGGCCGACACACUGACCCUGGAGGAGAGGGUCUACUUCAAGCAGCGGAUCACUGCAGACCUGCUGUCCAACGGCAUCGACGUGUACCCCCAGAAGGAGUUUGACGAGGACUCAGAGGACCGGCUGGUGAACGAGAAGUUCCGGGAGAUGAUCCCAUUUGCUGUCGUGGGCAGUGACCACGAGUACCAGGUCAAUGGCAAGAGGAUCCUUGGGAGGAAGACCAAGUGGGGCACCAUCGAAGUCGAGAACACCACACACUGUGAGUUUGCCUACCUGCGGGACCUGCUCAUCAGGACGCACAUGCAGAACAUCAAGGACAUCACCAGCAGCAUCCACUUCGAAGCAUACCGUGUCAAGCGCCUCAACGAGGGCAACAGCGCCAUGGCCAACGGGGUGCAGAAGGAGCCAGAGGCCCAGGAGAUAUAGACGCCCCAGGACGCCCCCGUCCUCUCCACCCCUAGUGCGCCCGCGCACCCCGUCUUAUUUUAUCUCAUUCUCUCCGGUCCUCAUCCCCCCGCCCCUUUCACACGCUGCCCAGUAACCAGAGAAGGCGCGUCCCCAGGUGUGUUGGUUACCAGCCCACGGGCUCUGGGCGCGGUGGCUGGACCUCGUCCUGGUCCUGGGCCCUCCUCAGUCCUCAGGCCCUCCUCCCGCCUUCCUGAGGACUGGGAGGGCCCAGCAGUGGGCGGAAGGACAGGGCCCACUGGAUCCAUCCCUCCGCCCAGCCCCAGCUCCCCGAGGGGCCAGAAGAGCCACUUGUCUGUCCCCUCCGAGGAGCCUGCAGGCUGGGGGUCUGCAUGGACCAGGCCCUGGGGUGCAGGGAUGCCCACUGGGCCCCUGGACCCCGUCAGAGGCUAUACCCAGGGGAGGACAGAGCCAGCAGGUGGCCCUGGCCCCUCCUGCCCCCUGCGUGUCGUGGGCUGUGACUCAGAAAGCACCCUGCCCACUCCUGCUCCCCAGGGGAGACUAGUGAAUUCCUCAGCCCAGGUUGCCAGUUGCUUAGAGGUGGUGAGGCCCCCUGGCUGCCCCCGCCCGUGAGCCCGUCCUGGAGCAGAAAGUGCCUUAUCUCAGCCGUCCCUGCCUGUGUCCCCUCGGGCCAGAAACGCUGCAGCAGGAGGAGGUGUGCUGUCCUCCCUCUGCCCGCCUCCCUUUGCCUGUGGGCGCUCCUGUCACAGCGCGAUCCGACCCAGGAUUAAAAGGACGGGUACCCCCCACCCGGAUUUUGGGCAGGUCCAGGCAUUCUAUUCUGGUGGAGGAACUGAGGGAGGAAGCACUGGGGGGCUGGCAGGAGGCGUUUGCUCCUGCUGAGUUUGGUUUGGCCCCGGAUGCUCCCCGCCCUGCCUUCUCCAGCUUCGCUCCUGCCUCAGCCCUUGCUGUCCCGGAGGCCCAGGUACACCAGGGGCCAGCAGAGCCUGGCUGGGUGUUGUCCUCCACGUUCCUGAGCCUCUGUACCCCAGAAUCCAUUAUAAAGCCCCCCAAAGGUGGGGAGACGUGGGGCCAGGCUGCAGAGCAAGGUUUAAGGGUGGCACAGCCUGGCCACCUCACCCUGUGUCCCCAAGAGGGACCAGCAGGGACCAUGCACAGCUGACCAGAGUCGCCUCCUUCCUGUCUCCCAUUCCGGAGAAGGAGGGUGCUGGUGAGUCUGAACACAGGGUUUGCAGGCUGUGGGCCUGAGGCUCUUGCAGCAUUAGCAGCACGGCGGGAGGGGCGGGUGCAUGGGGUCAUCGUACUGGGCGUCUUCCUCCUUCCCCACCCAAGCGCAGAAGGACCCUCACCAAACCCCUCAGCCCAACAGUCUACUUGCCAACUACCGACUUGCCAAGUGUUUGCCAAAACCAAGACUUUGAAGAAAAUGUGCAGCCCAGGGCUCAGGACGCAUGGCCCUGCCCGCCCCAGCCCCCGUGUCGCCUGGGGGUUUAGCAGCCUCCUGGGCUCCGGACGGCUUUGCUUUCUUUCUCUGUAACCAGAUUUUGAACAGUUUUGCCGGGCUGUGUUCCGCAAUGGCCUUUAGCUCUGUGCCUCCCGAGAAAUUCGUCUCUUUUUGUAUAAAUAACAAAAGUGUUGAAAUGUAUUUCCUGAAAUAAAUGUUUCAAAUGCAAACUCAGA